Messenger RNA from Physella acuta, 3033 nucleotides. RefSeq names its product monocarboxylate transporter 13-like. Gene Ontology annotation, molecular function: monocarboxylic acid transmembrane transporter activity. Lineage: Eukaryota; Metazoa; Mollusca; Gastropoda; Physidae. The record is from RefSeq and is a predicted model, not a curated record. Gene Ontology annotation, biological process: monocarboxylic acid transport; transmembrane transport.
CGGCUUUUCACUACAAAAUAUAACAAAGUGAUUUUGUUAAUUACAUUUAAUUAUACGGUAUAAAAAUAUGGAUUAAAUUCUUCAUAAGGGCGAUAACUUCUGAGCACAAGAGUGAUACAAAGGUCAAGUAUUUAAUUCUUGUGUGUUGUGGACGUGGACGUGCAAGUAAGUUUGAUUGAUAACGUGAGGCAGGUAUCGCAAGGGCACGUUUUUUAAGUGUUGUGACGUAAUAGCUCACGUAAUGCCAACUAGGUCAACUCUUGAUCACGUGGUUGUUAGUUUAGUGUUGGAAAGUAGGUGGCAGCACAAAUAUUUUGUGAUCAGGGACUUUCGUGCAUGUUAGUUGACCGAGAUUCUAGAGCUAGGGGGCCGUCCACAAGUUGCCGGAUCAGAAGUUGCCGGGCCGGAAAAUGCCGGACGACAAGUUACCGGCCGACAAAUUGCCGGCAAACAAGAUGCCGGCAAACAAAAUGCCGGUUGACAAAGGCUGGGCUUGGGUGAUCCUGAUUGGCAGCUUUGGCGUCCACUUCCUGGUGGUUGGUUUCCUACGGUCGUUUGGGAUGUUGUUCGUGUUGUACAGGGAGGAGUUUGGUGCCAGUGCUGGGGUCACGUCACUCAUCAGUGGAGUCCAGGCCUGUAGCUAUAGCGUGGCGACUCUAGUAGUGGUCAACCUUUUAAUGAAGUUCUACCCUGCUCGAACUUUGUGUCUGAUAGGCUCUGUCCUGCAGGCUCUAGGCAUAGGCUUGACCAUGUGCAUUUAUGACAUCAACUACAUGGUACUCACACAGGGCUUUCUGCAUGGUGUGGGUCAAGCUUUACUGUACUGUCCAACCCUAGUCACGCUCAGCGCUCACUUUAAUAAGAAACGGCCCAUAGCAACCGCCAUAGCAACGUGUGGCGUCAGCGUGGGUGGCAUCAUGUUUCCGGUCAUGAUACGCUACCUUGUGGAGAGUUACGGAUUCAGGGGCGGACUACUCCUGCUCUCAUCUCUCGUCCUACAAUUGUGUGUCUGCUCGUCCCUGUUCUAUCAGUUCAGCGACCCCAAUGAUGAUCCCUAUACCGACCCCAUCAACAACCCCGAUAUCGACCGCACCCAUACACACAACAACCCUUACGGUGAUCCCUACACCGACCCCACUACUGACCCCCACAUCGACCACCAUCACCCCUACUGCGACCACAUCAACAGCGACCAAACCCAUGAAGAAGAAUACACAACUGCUGUUCCACUGGAAAUGAAAAAACUAAACAGGCUUGUAAAACGAAAUAAGAACUGUGAGGAAUAUGUUACCACACAUCCAACAAUGCUUGAGUCUCACAACCAAAGGGACAUAACUGGAGCACAGGAGCCAGACGAGAGUUAUCGUUUGCUAAAUGAUGAGUCACCUCAGGCAGACGACAAACCCCAGCAAACGUCUGCUGGGCACCAAGAAUGUGACUGGAACAAACGGCCAGGUGUUCGAAACGGGGCAUCAAUGUCUGGAACCAACUUCUGUGACAAGGGGGAGGUCACUUCAGGCAGUCAUCUCACAGGGAAAAAUUCAACUGAAGCCAUAGAUAGAAAGGGAGACAACUCAUUCAUUCAACCAAAAAAUAGAAUAAGGUCAGCCAAAGUAUUGAGGGCUAGAUGCAGGUGUAAAAUACCAGCGAAGAUGAAAACAGUCACAUUCUGGGUUACUGCCCUUUACUUCUGGGCGGGUGGGAUCGCGUCAUCAAUGCCGUCAGUCUUCCUGCCGCCACUGGCAGCAGAGAAGGGCAUGACGCCGGAUGACGCGGCGCACCUGCUCAUGACGUCAGCUGUGACGGAGAUCGUCGGACGUUUGACCCCAGGCCUGAUCCUCCAUGUUGACCUGAUGCGACCAUCGACCGUUGUCAUCGCUCCCCUCAUCACCAGCGCCGUCGUCUACAUGUUGACGAGUUUCUACAACACCUUCCUGGCCCUGCUAAUGAUGGCCAUCGUAUCGGGUUUCUGUACUGGAACAUACUGGGCCAUGCAGAGUCUGGUUGUGAUAGAACUUUUUGGGUUCAGUGACCUUGGCCCAGUUCUUGGCUUCUACUCCAUCACUGUGGGCGUUGGCACCGGCUUGUCGUACCCCCUGGCAGGCUACUUACGCGAUGUUUCUGGUACCUACAUCAGCUGCUACAGCUACUUUGGCGGGAUGUAUGUGCUGGCUGCAGCCACAAUGAUUGUCGUACAGUUCAGCAGGACCCGAGUCCUAGAGGACAGUCAGGACAUGGGCAGUCAGGACAGUCAGGACAGUCAGGACAGUCAGGACAGUCAGGACAGUGGCAAGGCUAAAGAUUUAACUGACAUGGACCUGUAAACUUUACGCGGAGCUGUAGCACGGAGCUGUAGCAUGGAGCUGUAGAGCUAAACAGGGGCUGUAGCACAGAGCUGUAGCACGGAGCUGUAGAGCUAAACAGGAGCUGUAGCAUGGAGCAGUAGCACGGAGCAGUAGCACGGAGCUGUAGCAUGGAGCUGUAGCACGGAGCUGUAGCAUGGAGCUAUAGCAUGGAACAGUAGCACGGAGCUGUAGCAUGGAGCUAUAGCAUGGAGCAGUAGUGGAGCUGUAAAGCUAAACAGGAGCUGUAGCAUGGAGCUGUAGCAUGGAGCUGUAGCAUGAAGCUGUAGCACGGAGCAGUAGCACGGAGCUGUAGAGCUAAACAGGAGCUGUAACACGGAGCUUUCGAGCUAAAUAGGAGCUGUAGUACCAACACAGAAAUAUAGCGUGGAGCUGUAACAAGGAUCUAAAAUGCUGCCACGGAUCUGUAGAACUAAAACGUAGCUGUAGAGCUAGUAUUGACCGUUGUCAGUUUAACACUACUUUUGACCCGGUGUGUCAUUGAUAUAUUACAUCGCUGAUUGUCUUACACUGAUUGUGUUUACACUGAUUGUGUUUACACUGAUUGUGUUUACACUUAUUUUGUUUAUACUGAUUAUUGCUUCAUCCUUUUAAAUAUAUUGCCAUUACAUAAAAUAAAAUUAUCACAAUUUUUACAUGAUUUUUUUUUGUGACGUAUCAUUUUUGUGAC